AAAGGAAACUAAUAUACUUGCUUUUAUUAGGUAUUGACAUUUUUUUGGGGGAGGCACAGUUAGUACGGAUAAGUAUAUAUUUCACCGAACAUCCUGAAUUAACCCAUUUAUUUUCAAUAAAAUAAUACGUAAUUUAAGGAAUUGGAACACGUGUGAUAAAUAACAGAAACUGUGGUCCCCGCCGGCCUAAAAGAACAGCUACGGGCUAUGGGGGCGGGGUGUGGUAGAGGUAAAAAUCCCGAAUAAUGAUAUUUGAUACGGGCAAUUUGAGAUCCUCUCCGUCUCAAGACUGAAGUACAAGCGGCAAAGGAGUAAAUGUUGUUGCGUUGUUGCUGCUCCAUUCAAAAUUUCCAAAGGGAAAAUUUACCGAAUUGUAGGCACUCAGAGUUCACACGAGAGAGCGAGGUCCUUUCCUUUUUGCCAAUGUAAUCCUUUCCCCCCAGAUUUGUCUUGGUUUUCCAGCCUCUGAUUCUCCAAGGUCAUGGUAGCCACCUAGGGUGCCCCAUACUAUGGGACAGCCGUCCAAUUAAGAAUCCACAUAAACUUGUUGCUUCUCUCUUUUUCGGAUCAUUGCUUCUUGCAUAUUUGCAUAUAUUAUAACAAAAUUGAAUUGCAUAAUUGGAAUUGGACUGGAAAAAGUGUUGUAUCAUGUCAUCUUCCCCAGAGAAGGACAGACUUACAUGAUAAGCUCGGCAUUUCACUUUUGUAUAUCUACUUGGUAAUGAUGAUAUCUAAGCCACAAAUCAUACAUACAACAACAACAACAACUACUUGUGUCCCCCCCUCAUCGCGGCUUUAAAUGAGGCCCAGGGCCCAUUUUGCAACAACAGUGCAAAUCAGGAGCUGCUGGCUGCUGCUGCUACUGCUGGCAGAGAGAGGCGCCGUUCCCCUUUUCUUGCACUCUUCUUAUCUCUCCCACUACCCUUCACCCCCACAAGGCCCCCGACCCUUUUCCUCUUUUUAGCUCUCUCUUUCAAUGACAUUUCAUUGAUGACUUACGACUUUGGCACCUUAUUCUUUAUAAAACUCCUGACACCCUCUACUGCUUCUUCAACAAACAGGGAAACUGAACAUGGUUGGUGCAAGCUCAAUUCCUCAUUGGCUUGGGAUUCUUCUUGGAGAAAAAUUCUUUGAUCCCUGUAUAGUUCAUGAGUGUGCAAAGAAAAAUGAGAAGAACAUUUUCUGCUUGAAUUGUUGCAUUGCUAUUUGUCCCCACUGCUUGCCUGUUCACCUCCCUCAUCCUCGCUUACAGAUAAGAAGAUAUGUUUACCAAGAUGUCAUACGGUUAAGUGAUGCUCAAAAACUGAUCAAUUGUUUCCUUGUUCAACCAUACACAACAAACAGUGCCAAAGUAGUGUUUUUGAAUGAAAGGCCAAUGUCACGCCCGUUUAGAGGCUCUGGUAACUUCUGCAUCAAAUGCGAUCGCAGCCUCCAAGACCCAUUUCUCUUCUGCUCCAUCUCUUGCAAGGUUAAUCACUUAGAGACUGCCGAACAUGGCGGAAAAAAAUGUGACCAAAACUCUGAAUUACUUCCACUGUUCUACAAAACUAAAAGUGAUGUCAGCGUCACAGAGAUUGAAGAGGAUCCUCAGAUGACUCCUGACUCUGUCCUGAACUCCCCUGUUUCCCCCAGAACUUGGUCGGGAGGAUCAACAAACACUACUACUAGCAACGGUGGCAAUGCAAUAAACUGCAAGUCGUCAUUACUUGCUUGCACUGCCACAACUGAGUUCGUGAAAAAGAAGAAGAAGAUGAAGAUGAAGAUGAAGAAACGCAGCUGUGUUUUAAUGCCUCGAGUUUCGUGCCGGAGCAGCUGCUCACAGGCUGCUGCUGCGGCUGAGAGCAUUAGCCGCCGGAAAGGUGUGCCUCGCAGAUCACCCUUGAAUUGAAUGUGAAAAAAAAAAAUAGUAGUGAGACCUUCAGUAGUUCUGUGUGUUGUGUGUUUGGAGGAGGGUAAUGAUUCGUGGGGAAGUUUUGACCGCGAUGGAAAAUUAAUUGCUUCCCCAAUUUUGUAGAGUUUAUUAUUGUUAUAUGUAGAGGUAUACAACCUAAUUUUAUUAGAAUUUAAUUA
Molecule: messenger RNA, 2070 nt
Organism: Theobroma umbraticum
Lineage: Eukaryota; Viridiplantae; Streptophyta; Magnoliopsida; Malvales; Malvaceae
Source: RefSeq, a predicted model, not a curated record